Messenger RNA from Xiphias gladius (swordfish), 2304 nucleotides. RefSeq names its product ATP-sensitive inward rectifier potassium channel 10-like. The transcript is spliced from 6 exons. NCBI's taxonomy places the organism in Eukaryota, Metazoa, Chordata, Actinopteri, Istiophoriformes, Xiphiidae. The coding region runs from base 43 to 1302 and encodes 419 amino acids. The record is from RefSeq and is a predicted model, not a curated record. Gene Ontology annotation, molecular function: inward rectifier potassium channel activity. Gene Ontology annotation, cellular component: plasma membrane. Gene Ontology annotation, biological process: regulation of monoatomic ion transmembrane transport; potassium ion import across plasma membrane.
AGCGAGAGAAAGGGAGUUUUCUAAGGGAUGAAUUAAACGGAGAUGACAUCUGCCACACCUCCUUCCUCUCGUAGCUCCUCCCCCCAGAAGGUUUGCCACUCCCAGACACAGACGGACGUUUUAAAACCCUUACUGGGCGGCAUUUCCAGUGGGGGCGGGACUCUGAGGAAGAGGAGGCGUGUUCUGUCCAAGGAUGGGCGUAGCAACGUGCGAAUCGAGCACGUCAGCGGGCGAAGCGCUCUGUACAUGCGUGACCUCUGGACGACAUUUCUGGACAUGCAGUGGCGCUACAAGUUCUUCCUGUUCACGGCCACGUUUGCCGGGACCUGGUUCCUGUUUGGUGUGCUGUGGUACCUGGUGGCGCUGGUGCACGGAGACCUGCUGGAGUUCGAUCCUCCAUCAAACCACACACCCUGUGUGAUGCAGAUGCAGACCCUGACGGGGGCCUUCCUCUUCUCUCUGGAGUCCCAGACAACUAUUGGCUAUGGUUUUCGCUGCAUCACCGAAGAAUGCCCAGCUGCCAUCAUCCUCCUCAUCAUCCAGCUGGUCAUCACCAUGCUGAUGGAGAUCUUCAUCACUGGCACCUUCCUGGCCAAGGUUGCUCGGCCAAAGAAGCGAGGGGAGACGGUAAAGUUUAGCCAACAUGCUGUGGUGUCGACCCAUGAAGGCCGACCCUGCCUGAUGAUCAGGGUGGCCAACAUGCGCAAGAGUCUCCUGCUUGGGUGUCAAGUGACUGGGAAACUGCUCCAGACGUCUCUGACCAAGGAAGGCGAGACGGUUCGUCUGGACCAGAGGAACGUGCCCUUCCAAGUGGACACUUCCAGCGACAGCCCCUUCCUCAUCCUGCCCCUCACCUUCUACCAUGUCAUUGAUGAGAACAGCCCCCUGCGAGCCUGGGCAUCCAAGGGCGGGGGCUGGACAGAUCCCGAAUUGGCUGACUUCGAGCUGUUGGUGAUCAUGAGCGCUACGGUGGAGCCCACUUCCGCCACCUGCCAGGUCCGCACCUCCUACCUGCCUGACGAGAUCCUCUGGGGCUAUGAGUUUCCCCCCGUAGUCUCCCUUUCCCCAUCAGGCAAAUAUGUAGCGGACUUUGCCUUCUUUGACAAAGUGGCCAAGACCAAGACCACGCCCAUCUUCAAACCAUCCAGCCCCCAGCGUGGGUACCAGAGCAACGGGGGUGGGACUGUGCCUGAAGUGUCGGAUCCAGAGAAGAUUCGUCUGGAGCAGAGCUACAGAGAGCGAGGGGAGGACCGUGGCCGCGUCAGAGACACUCCUCUCAGUGUUCGCAUCAGCAAUGUGUGAACAAAUGGUUGGCUGUUUGAAAAGGGAGCGUUUCAUACAGAGCAACUCGCAGGAGGCUGCCAAGUUCAGUGUCAACAGUAAUUCACUGAAACAUCAUAUCAAAACAGCUUUGGACACUGUCCUCUUAGACUGUUUUGAACUCAUAACAGAAAGAUUUUGGUUCUCCGUCGCACCAAAUGAUGCAGAAAGCAAAUACGGGAGACUAUGGGGCUACCCCUAUGGUCAACUUCAAGUUUGUCAUUGUCAUACAUUUGCUGGGAUAAUACAUGUUUUUACACAGGCUUGACUGUAUUCAUAUGAUGGUAUAACACACUACCUAACUGCAGCUAUUUACAUUUGAGUGUGGGGCGAGUGUCAUUCACAUCUACUGUAUACUCUUUUUUAACUAAAAAAAUAAUAGGUGGGAUUAUUUAUUCACAUAGGAAGAGACAACAAAACAAAACAAAACAAAAAAGAACGAAAAAAAACCAAAACAAAGCAAAACAAAAAAUGGAACAAAAGGAAACUAAAACAAGCAGUGUAGAGGAUGGAAACCUGGGUAGGCUUGUUUGGGUCUUUCCAGAGAACUAAAUGCCAAACCAGAAAAUGAAAAACGGUACCGACAAAAAAGUGCGAGACAAUAUGAGUGUAUAUUUUCUAGUGAAUUGAGGGUAGUGGGAUGUGGGAGAUGGAAAAAACUUCUACGAUAAAGUGGGCAGGAUAGACCCACAGACACUUUGGUAUAGAAGGGUAGAACCGUGUACUAUACCUCCUCUAACAUACAUGUUAGGUAAAUGUGUGGUUAAUACACACACAAUGUGCAUAAACUACUGUACGCACAAAUUUAUUUAUAAUUGUCAUAUUACUUUGAGUUUCAGCAUAGUCCUCCUCGUAUUACGGUAAAAACAACAGCGAGUAAUGCUUAUCUAUAACGCACAUAAUCCCUUUAACACCACUAGAAGCACUUACAUAUUGAGGAUCAUUGAACUUGAAGCAGUUAGAAGAAACUCUAAAACAGAUGCC